AUGCCUAGGGCUGUUGAUGCUGUGGUUUACCUGGUAGAUGCCUAUGAUAAAGAGAGGUUUGCAGAGUCAAAGAAGGAAGUAGAUGCACUCCUUUCAGACGAGUCACUUGCCAAUGUACCGUUUCUUAUCCUAGGAAACAAGAUCGAUAUACCAUAUGCUGCAUCAGAGGAUGAAUUACGAUACCAUCUUGGUCUCACGAACUUUACCACCGGCAAGGGGAAGGUAAAUCUAGCAGACUCAAAUGUCCGUCCACUAGAGGUAUUUAUGUGCAGCAUUGUGCGCAAAAUGGGAUAUGGUGAUGGCUUCAAGUGGAUGUCUCAGUAUAUCAAGUAG
Molecule: messenger RNA, 333 nt
Organism: Hibiscus syriacus
Lineage: Eukaryota; Viridiplantae; Streptophyta; Magnoliopsida; Malvales; Malvaceae
Product: GTP-binding protein SAR1A-like
Exons: 2
Coding region: 1-333 (110 amino acids)
Biological process (GO): intracellular protein transport; vesicle organization; endoplasmic reticulum to Golgi vesicle-mediated transport
Cellular component (GO): endoplasmic reticulum exit site; COPII vesicle coat
Molecular function (GO): GTP binding; GTPase activity
Source: RefSeq, a predicted model, not a curated record